Aspergillus aculeatus ATCC 16872 is the source of this 576-nucleotide messenger RNA. RefSeq names its product actin-related protein 2/3 complex subunit 5 family protein. The record is from RefSeq and is a predicted model, not a curated record. Gene Ontology annotation, molecular function: actin filament binding. Gene Ontology annotation, cellular component: actin cytoskeleton; Arp2/3 protein complex; cytoplasm. Gene Ontology annotation, biological process: regulation of actin filament polymerization; Arp2/3 complex-mediated actin nucleation. Lineage: Eukaryota; Fungi; Ascomycota; Eurotiomycetes; Eurotiales; Aspergillaceae. Bases 1 to 576 code for a protein of 191 amino acids. The transcript is spliced from 2 exons.
AUGUCCCAACUCAACUACCGCACAAUCAACAUCGACGUCCUGGACCCAGAUGCCUCGAUCAACUUCCCAAUGGACACGCUCCUGCCGGCCACCCUGCCGGCCCCGACAACCUCGAGCGCCGCCGCCGCGGUGGCCGGCGAGGUGCGCCAGCUGCUGCGCGGCGGGGACCCGGCGGCGGCGCUGCGGCACGUGCUGGACACGGCGCCCCUGGGCGGUGACGAGCGCGCCAAGGAGGUGCACCUGGCGGCCGUGACCGAGGUGCUGCAGGGCAUCCGGCAGGGGGAGAUGAGCCGCGUGCUGGAGGGGGUGUGCACGGGCGAGGACGGCGGGGCGGAGCGCGCGGAUUGUUUGAUGAAGUAUCUCUACAAAGGCAUGGCCUCCCCCGUCUCCGCGCAAACCCCCCGCAAAUCGGUCUCCCCGCAGAGUACGGGGUUCUCGCAGAUCCAGGGCCGCAAUCUGGGCGAGGGGGGCGGCGGGCAGCAGAUGAGUGUGCUGUUGAGCUGGCAUGAGAAGUUGGUGGAGUUGGUGGGAACGGGGUCGAUUGUACGGGUGAUGACGGAUCGGAGGACGGUUUAG